CGGAAAACAUCGUUUUGUGAUUGACAACUCAGCAAAAAGUAAACAAAUAACAUUUAUUACCAAUAAUUUUCUUUUUUUAUCCUUAAAAAUUGGUGAAAAGGUUUUUGGGCUGUGCUCUUUUAUUUGAAUCUCUCUCUGGGAUUUUUGUAGAUUUUGUGUAAUAUUGUAAUAUUGGGUACUUUGGAUAACAAAAAGCAUGUCCUUGUAUGACGGUCACGAUGAUUCUCAGCACCAUUUGAAUCACAUUCUGCAGCAGCCACACGACUCAUCCGGAAACGCUCAAAUGGCGUCUCCGUCGCAAAAUAGCCCCAUGGGAGUCGCCUCAACGGCCGGGGCUACCACAACACAGUCCUCCGUGAAGACAAGCUCCAGUUCUGACAACACCACGGGGCAGAUCCUCACGAAACCCCGUCUGCAGGAGCUUGUACGGGAAAUCGAUCCCACCGAACAACUAGAUGAGGAAGUGGAAGAACUCCUUCUGCAAAUUGCGGAUGAUUUUGUGGAGAAUACAGUGACUGCUGCCUGUCUUCUGGCUAAGCAUAGAAAGGUCUCAAAAGUCGAAGUCAAGGACGUCCAAUUACAUUUGGAACGCAACUGGAAUAUGUGGAUCCCUGGCUUUGGGACGGAUGAAUUGAGACCUUACAAGAGAGCCACCGUCACGGAGGCACACAAGCAGCGAUUAGCUCUCAUCAAGAAGGCAAUCAAGAAGUACUGAGAAUCGCAAACUUACCGCAAUGGGGAUCAUCAUACUGAAUAAAUCAUUUUAAAAAUUGUAAGAAAUUCUUUUGAAAUAUUUCUUUUGAGUUUUUGUUGAAUUUUUUUAAAGAAAAUUAUCAUUUAUGCAUAGAGAUAGAGGAAGAAUUAAAAUGUGAACAAUCUUCAUUUUCCUGCCGUGAUUGCCAAUCUCAACAGAAGAUCGCGCGGGAUCGCGUGACUAAACAAAUAAAAUUAAUUGAAUUGAAAUGCAAAAACGAUCUUACCUUGAAUUUAAUUUUGUUCAAAUAAAAUCCUAAAUUGGAUCUUAAAAGAAAACAUUUGACAACUAAAAAAGAAUUAUUUUUCAACGCAAUGAAAUCACCUUGACUGCGAAAUUUCUCAAAUAAAAUACAUUUUUCUAUGGUUAAUUCACACAAGAUUUAUUUUGAUAUCAAUAUGAAUACAGAUAAGAUUAGAUUGCCUGUAAAAUUCAUUUAUGCUGAAUUAUCCUUAUUUGCUAAAUUCAUUAUAAUCUUCCUCAUCAAUAUUCGUGGAAACAUUGUCAAUUUUUUUAAAGAUUAAAUGAAGCGAUAAGUACUCUA
Lutzomyia longipalpis is the source of this 1298-nucleotide messenger RNA. It is a transcript of the gene Taf12, whose product is annotated as transcription initiation factor TFIID subunit 12. The record is from RefSeq and is a predicted model, not a curated record. Lineage: Eukaryota; Metazoa; Arthropoda; Insecta; Diptera; Psychodidae. Gene Ontology annotation, cellular component: SAGA complex; SLIK (SAGA-like) complex; transcription factor TFIID complex. Gene Ontology annotation, biological process: DNA-templated transcription initiation; RNA polymerase II preinitiation complex assembly. Gene Ontology annotation, molecular function: protein heterodimerization activity; DNA binding; TBP-class protein binding. The transcript is spliced from 4 exons. The coding region runs from base 197 to 715 and encodes 172 amino acids.